AUCACUGUGUCUUCACCACUCUGGACUCUCAGCCACCCAUGGAGCCUCCUCUGCCAGCAGGACUUGCUGAUGUCCACCCAGCUGCCUAUCGAAUUGCCUUCAAGCUGAGGUCUUUGCAGAAGCUCUGCCAGUUGCACCUGGUAGACUCCUCCAUGAUUGUCCAACUGCUGAAGGACCUGAGGUCACAUGUCCAUCCAGACGGUGCUGUCCCGACUGUCGUCACCAUGCCGGCCCUGCAGCUCCUCUUCCAAAGGGCUCAAGUGACACCGGGAGCAGCUGAGCACACCAGCCACCUGCUAGCUGCCAUGUUUGACCGGGAUCAAGCGGGAUCCUUUCCUCUGAGGUCAGUGGCCGUGGCUCUGGUGGCACUUUCGGCAGACCAAGUGUCCAUUAAGUUUGCAGGCCUCUUUGAGUUGGCCGUGCAGGCCAGCGGUCAUCCCUGUGCUGAUGACAGGCGUGCAACUCGCCAUGGCCUGAGAAACGUCCUGCAGGACCUGCAGCAGAUACCCAGGAUUGUCCAGGAGGACGCUGGCUUGGAGGAGGUGGAUGUGGCCAUCAGGGACUGUUUCCAGGGGGAGCUGACCAGUGGGAUUGUGGAGGAGAAAUUUGCCUGCUGGCUUCACACUGACCCCCCUUGUGUCCGGUGGCUGCCCACUUUGUACCGCGUGUCGACCAGCGAGACUGUGGUGCACCAAUCGCGCUGCCAGGUGUGCAGGAGUGGACCCAUCGUUGGACUUCGGUAUCAGUGCCUCAGGUGCGUGAACUUUAACCUCUGCCAGUCCUGCUACUUGACCUGCCGGACAGAUGGACGUCACCGACUCUCCCACCCAACUCUGGAGUUCUGUCGCCCACCGUCCACCAAGGAGAGCCUGAAAGUUUUCUCAUGGACGUUAAGGACAUUACUGGGUGGACGUCACAAGAGGACAGGAACUCGGAAUGGCAUGAUGCCCAAGAUGGGCACACGGCCAGGAGUGGCGGAGCAGAGACGGCCAGGGGCGCACUUUUAUCCUGGAGACCUCAAGCCCGCAGUGAAGACCCUCGUGGGGGACGGUCACUCUAAAGCUGUACAUGAGGAGUCUGCUUUGGAAGGCUGGCAGUGGUCAUUAGAGCCUCAGCCGCCUGUCUGGAGGAGCAAGAGGGCCUUGUCUGACCCAGACAUGCGACAGCCACUGGCAGCCAUGCAGGACGUGCCCGUCGUCUGCAGGGAGCUGACCCGGUGGAGAAGUAUGGCCGCUGUGGAGCUGAACAUUCAGGAAGAGCUGCACCAGCGACUUGAAGCUCACAUUGAUGUCCUGACAGAGCACAACGAGACCCUGCAGGCCCAGCUUGGACACGUCCGGCAGCUUCUGCAGAUGACCCUGGUGGACACUGGAAAUCUGGAUGGACGACACCCGGAGAACUCGAGAGGACAACUGACCUUCACUGGAACAGAAGAGCAUGCUGGGAUAGAACAAGAGGUUAACUGGAAGCAAAGCAUGCCAAGUGGCAGCGGGCAAGGAGAGUACCAGCCUGGCAUCGGAGGGAUGGACGGCCGAGAGGUGACUUGUUCUGCAGAUCCCUACGCUUCCCUGAAGAUGGAGCUGCUGGACGCGGCUGAGCUGCUAGGACACUCACUGUGUCACCUCGUGGACAAGGCCACUCUGCCACCUUCAUGAACAACUGGGCCUUGUGCUG
This is a messenger RNA of Polypterus senegalus (gray bichir), 1674 nucleotides long. RefSeq names its product dystrotelin (gene dytn). The record is from RefSeq and is a predicted model, not a curated record. The transcript has 13 exons. Bases 39 to 1655 code for a protein of 538 amino acids. Gene Ontology annotation, molecular function: zinc ion binding. Gene Ontology annotation, biological process: synaptic signaling. Lineage: Eukaryota; Metazoa; Chordata; Cladistia; Polypteriformes; Polypteridae. Gene Ontology annotation, cellular component: plasma membrane.